Messenger RNA from Lecanosticta acicola, 1204 nucleotides. Lineage: Eukaryota; Fungi; Ascomycota; Dothideomycetes; Mycosphaerellales; Mycosphaerellaceae. The record is from the annotation of a GenBank genome assembly.
AUGCUCCAGACUCGGUUACGGCCUCUGACCGUGUGCACAUCAUGCCGUAGCCUCCUAUCCUCACGGAGUCGCUCCUAUGCGACUGCGCAAUCGGCAGAGAAGACUGGAACCCAACCACCACCAUACCAGGCCUCUACAUCUACCGCAGAUGUCACCACCUUCACACCUGCCGCCGCGCCGAUGCGGAAAAAGGGCGGCUUCCAGAUGAAAACGUACAAGCCCCGAACACCCGGACUACGACACCUGAAGAGGGCCAUCAACGAUCAUCUGCAUAAAGGAGGGCCUAUGAGAAAUCUGACAUUCGCCAAAGUCGGCCAUGCCAAAGGAGGACGCAAUAACAGCGGAAGAGUGACCGUACGGCAUCGUGGCGGUGGACACAGGCGAAGAAUCCGGACGGUAGACUUUAAUAGAAAAGCGCCAGGAAAGCAUCUCGUGGAAAGGAUAGAAUACGACCCCAACCGCUCUGCGCAUCUGGCUCUGCUUCAGAAUCUGGAGACGAAGAAAUACAGCUACAUCAUUGCCGCUGAAGGAAUGAGAGCAGGCGAUACGGUGGAGUCAUUCCGCUCAGGAAUUCCUCAGGAGCUGCUGGACAGUAUGGGUGGUGUUCUGGAUCCUGGUAUGCUGGCUGCAAAGACGGCGUUCCGAGGCAACUGCUUGCCGGUGAAGAUGAUACCGCUUGGAACUCAAAUCUAUUGUGUUGGGUCAGCACCCGAAAGAGGCGCCGUUUUCUGCCGCAGCGCUGGAACGUACGCAACGGUCAUCUCAAAGACGGAGGUGGGCAAGCAGAAGGAGGUCAAGGAUGUGACCGUCAGGUUGCAGAGCAACGAGAUCAGAAAGGUCGCCGCAAAUGCUUGCGCUACGAUUGGAACCGUGAGCAAUCCGCAUCACCACUUCGAACAACUGGGCAAGGCUGGUCGAAGCAGAUGGCUAAACAUCCGGCCCACGGUGCGUGGUGUAGCCAUGAACGCUGCAGACCAUCCCCAUGGUGGUGGUCGUGGUAAGAGUAAGGGUAAUGUGCACCCUGUCUCGAUAUGGGGAAGAACGCCGGUAAGUUCAGCAGUCCUUUCGCCUGAAUUUAAAAGUCUUGCUCACACUGUGACUCCAGGCCAAAGGAGGAUACAAGACCCGCAAGAAGAGGAACCCGAAUAUCUACGUCGUCAAGGAGCGACCUCGAAACCAAGGCAAGCGCCGGGCGAAGAACUAG